Aspergillus sclerotioniger CBS 115572 is the source of this 764-nucleotide messenger RNA. Its product is annotated as glycoside hydrolase family 11 protein. NCBI's taxonomy places the organism in Eukaryota, Fungi, Ascomycota, Eurotiomycetes, Eurotiales, Aspergillaceae. Bases 1 to 660 code for a protein of 219 amino acids. Gene Ontology annotation, molecular function: hydrolase activity, hydrolyzing O-glycosyl compounds. The record is from RefSeq and is a predicted model, not a curated record. Gene Ontology annotation, biological process: xylan catabolic process. The transcript has 2 exons.
AUGGUUCUUUCUUACAAAAUCCUCGCCUGCUUGGCAGCGGCAAAGGCCUUGGCAGUCCCCGUCGAGGAACAUUCAACUGAGCUCUCCGAGCGAUCCACUACCAGCUCUACCGGCUACAGCAACGGUUACUACUACUCCUUCUGGACCGAUGGAGGUGGCGAUGUGACCUACACGAACGGUGACGCCGGAUCAUAUACCGUUGAGUGGUCCGACGUGAGCAACUUCGUCGGUGGAAAAGGGUGGAACCCCGGAAGUGCCCAGAACAUCACCUACAGCGGUACCUUCACCCCCGAUGGCAACGGCUACCUCUCCGUCUACGGUUGGACCACCGACCCUCUGAUCGAGUAUUACAUCGUGGAAUCCUACGGCGACUAUAAUCCUGGGAGUGGAGGUACAUACCAGGGCACUGUCACCUCAGACGGAGCAACGUACGAUAUUUACACUGCUACCCGGACCGACGCCGCUUCGAUCGAGGGAACCGCCACAUUUACGCAGUACUGGUCUGUUCGGCAGUCCAAGCGGGUUGGAGGAACCGUGACGACUGAGAACCAUUUCAAUGCGUGGGCUGAGUUGGGAAUGGACUUGGGUACUCAUAAUUACCAGAUUGUGGCUACGGAGGGUUAUGAGAGCAGUGGGUCUUCGGAUAUUACUGUUGGGUAAAACAUCGGGCCAUGAGAUAACGUGCCGUACGGGGGUAGAAGAUCGAGAAAGGAAUCUGUCUCUACUGCUCGGAUAUGUUGUUCGUUUUCCCCACGUUUAGUGUG